This is a messenger RNA of Scheffersomyces stipitis CBS 6054, 762 nucleotides long. RefSeq lists its product as uncharacterized. The transcript has a single exon. Gene Ontology annotation, cellular component: nucleus; chromatin. The annotation marks the transcript as partial. NCBI's taxonomy places the organism in Eukaryota, Fungi, Ascomycota, Pichiomycetes, Serinales, Debaryomycetaceae. The record is from RefSeq and is a predicted model, not a curated record. Gene Ontology annotation, molecular function: histone binding; chromatin binding. Gene Ontology annotation, biological process: nucleosome assembly.
UCAGAAGCCCAAAAUCUCCAGAAGAGCUUAGACCAACUUGCCCAGUGGGAGAAGGAGAUGUCUGUGGCCGAGAAAGAUGCCGAAAUAUACAGAAUCAAACGCACCCAACAGCUGUAUGCUACCCGUCGAGACAUUCUCAAGCUGGUCAAGAUGUUCUGGUACAUUGUUUUGGCAGAAAAUGACGACUUUGCAGAGUACGUCAAUGUAGAAGACUUGAAGUAUCUUGAGUCCAUCGAGAAUUUGUACGUCUAUUACCCUGUAGCAGACUCAGAUGAUACUAGUGGUGACAACUAUAAGGAUUUCUCUAUCACCAUCACCUUUGCUGAUUCUGAUGAUCUGCUUGUGCCACCACAGGAAGUUACCAAGAACUUCAGAACCAUCGUUAAAGAUGGUGAAGAAACAAUUGUCUCAGACCCCGUAGACAUAGAAUGGCCAGAAGAAUUGCAAUCUAUAAAUCCCAUUCUAAUCAAGAAGGAAAAUAAAGGUAAAGAAUUGACCAAAGACCAAAAAAAGAACUACAGAUUGGGAAUGAAGUCGUUCUUCUCUUGGUUUGCUUGGACAGGAGAAAAACUGGGCAAAGAAUUCAGAAGCGGAGAGGAUCUUACAAGGCUUAUAGUAGACGAUUUGUUCUUGAAUGCCUUAAAGUACUACGUAUUGGCACUUCCAAAUGAAGAUGAAGAUGAUCAAAGUGAUGAAGAAGACAGUUCAGAAGGUGAGGAGCUUGACUUGAGCGAAGAAGAAGACGUUGACACUGGAAAACGU